GGAGGGCGAAACUCCGGGCGGAACUCCGGGCAGCUCCGGCCGCUGCGGGCUGCGGGGGUCGGGGGCUUCCGGGCGAUGAGGAACCUGAGGCUCAGAGAAAUUAAAUAACUUGCCUGAGGCUACACAGGUAGAAGAGUUGGGCCUGGAACCCAGUUCUGAGGACAUUCUGCGGCCCAGCGGCCAGCGACACCUGCUGUGGGAAGCCAGAGGACUCCCCCGGUAUGGUGGAGACAGAGGACCUGGCGCUGCUGCGGCUGCUCAGCCUGGAGCUCCUGAGACAGCUGUGGGUCGGGCAGGAUGCCAUGAGGCGGUCGGUGGCCCUGGCAGCCUCAGAGUCAAGCCUGGACUCUAGCAGCAGCUAUGACUCGGAGACGCCAUUGUCCCCAGAGACUUCCUCAGCCUCCUCAGGAGCCUCCCCCCGACAGGGCAAGUGCCAUGUGUGUGGCCCGUCAGAUGCCCACCAAGGUGGCCCUUAUGAUAUGGCUAGCUCCAGUGUGACCUCUCUCCCACCUGCCAAUUGCCGACACCAGGAGUCCCCGGGCCGGCCAAGGCCCCACUUGGCACCUUUGCAGGCUACCUCCGACUCAGACACACCAGAGCCUUCAGCAGGGCCGAGUGAUCUCGGGCCCCGGAAGACACAGGCCCUGAAGUCCAUCCUGGCUCGACAAAGCAAGCUGUCCAAGCCCCGAGUGACCUUCUGCAAGGAGUCUGGUGUGCCUGAGAAGAGCUGGCGUCUCAGGCCUUAUCUGGGCUACGAUUGGAUCGCAGGGUCUCUGGACAGCAGCUCUCCCAUCACCAGCAAGCCCAAGGCCUUCUUCUCGAAGCUGCAGGAGUUCCGGGAAAGCAACAGGGCGGAGUGUGUGUACAGUGGCCUCGAACCCCAGCUCCUAGGCCUGUGUGAGAGCAGUGGUGUGGACAAGGACCACGAAUGUGUGUUCUGUUAUCGUGUCAACCGGCGCCUCUUCCUGGUGCCUUUGGAUCCCGGCACCCCCUGUCGCCUGUGCAGGACACCGCGGGACCAACGGGGCCCUGAGACUGUGGUGGAGCCGGCGCAGGUCAGGGUGAGCGUCCCGCUGUCGAUCCUGGACCCCCCACACCGGUACCGUAUCCACCGGCGUAAGAGCUUUGAUGCCUCCGACACGCUGGCCCUGCCCCGGCACUGCCUGCUGGGCUGGGACAUUCUCCCUCCCAAGUCCGAGAAAAGCUCAGCCCCCAAGUGCCUGGACCUCUGGUCCUCUGUCUCCUCCAAGGCCCAGCACCAGAAGUUGUCAGCCGCCAGCCCGUCCCGCCUGGCCUUGCCAGUGCGAGUCCCGCCCCCCACCCCAACCUGGUCAGAACCCCAGUUACCCCAGCCCUGUGUCCUGCGACAGAAGCCCUGAGCACUGGCCACUUGGAGAAGGACAGUGCUCCUGCCAACGCUUCUAGCUUCUUCCCUCUGGCAGGGACACCUAUGAGAUGGAAGUCAGCUAGAGGUGACUCAGGCAGGCUCUACUCUCCUGAGUUGGGCAGAUGGGUGGGCGCAGGCCUGUGUUCUUCUUGGGAUCCAGAGGGGGGAGGCUUGGGUGAGGGGAUUC
This is a messenger RNA of Cynocephalus volans (Philippine flying lemur), 1574 nucleotides long. RefSeq names its product migration and invasion inhibitory protein (gene MIIP). Bases 222 to 1379 code for a protein of 385 amino acids. Lineage: Eukaryota; Metazoa; Chordata; Mammalia; Dermoptera; Cynocephalidae. Gene Ontology annotation, biological process: negative regulation of cell migration; negative regulation of G2/M transition of mitotic cell cycle. The transcript has 11 exons. The record is from RefSeq and is a predicted model, not a curated record.